Molecule: messenger RNA, 3319 nt
Organism: Gasterosteus aculeatus aculeatus (three-spined stickleback)
Lineage: Eukaryota; Metazoa; Chordata; Actinopteri; Perciformes; Gasterosteidae
Gene: clic1
Product: chloride intracellular channel 1
Source: RefSeq, a predicted model, not a curated record
GAUGAUGAUGAUGAUGAGCGUGUCACCGCCGCGGACUGGAGGCAGCAGAACUGGGAGAGGAAACGACCAGCAGGCGGCUACACCCUUAAACGACAAUUUUGGACACUUUCCUAAGCCCCCGGUGCGGACGUACCGUUAAAAAAAGUUUUUAAGGGUCUCGUGCAUCAGCCGGCGACGAUGAGCGACGCGAAUCAGCCCAAAGUUGAACUUUUUGUCAAGGCAGGGAGCGAUGGUCAGAGCAUCGGCAACUGUCCUUUCUCCCAGCGUCUCUUCAUGGUGCUGUGGCUGAAAGGAGUCACCUUUGAUGUUACCACAGUGGAUAUGAAAAGGAAGCCGGACAUCUUGAAGGACCUGGCUCCAGGAGCCCAGCCUCCCUUCCUGCUGUACGGCAACGAAGUGAAAACGGACACCAACAAGAUUGAGGAGUUCCUGGAGGAUAAUCUCAGCCCUCCAAAGUAUCCCCGUCUGGCUGCUCGCAACCCGGAGUCCAACACAGCAGGCAUGGAUGUUUUCUCCAAAUUCUCUGCCUAUGUAAAGAACUCCAACCCUCAGCUCAACGAAAAUCUAGAGAAAGGUCUGCUGAAGGCUCUGAAGAAGCUGGAUGACUACCUCGGCUGCCCACUUCCUGACGAGAUCGACGAGAAUAGCGCUGAUGAGCUCACUUCCUCGUCCCGCCCCUUCCUGGACGGCCAAGCGCUUACUCUGGCCGACUGCAACUUGCUGCCUAAGCUGCACAUCGUGAAGGUGGUGUGUUUAAAAUACCGAAGCUUCAGCAUUCCUCAGUCUCUGACACACCUCUGGAGGUACCUGAACGCAGCGUACGCCAGGGAGGAAUUUUCCUCCACCUGCCCCAUUGACGACGAGGUCCACAUCGCCUACUCCUUGGUAGCUAAAGCUCUCAAGUAGAAGCCCAACAGGAUACAUAAGUCACCAAUACACAUGCAUAAAAACACAGAUUUGCUCUCCUGCACACAGCGAGCAUUCACUCUGGAAGAAACACACUCGGCCUGUAAUUCAAAAGGCUUUCAUUGCAACUGUUUGGCCAUUUUUAAAAGUUAGGUUAGAAUAUUCACACGGGUCAAUAUAGCUGGUUUACUAUCAUCACGGUAUACACGGAGGCCCGUUUUAAAGAGGGCUGUUCAUGUUGGUAUUCUGUUUUUUUUGUUUACCACAUCGUUUUCCAGGAGAGCAAAGGAGUCAGGCGAGCUCAUGUGUAAACAACGCGUGCCCACACAAAAAAGAAUCAGCUGAGGCUUAAACUGCUCCUGGGCCUUCACCCAUGCAGGGAGAUAAUGAUUGAUGGAUCACAUUGCUUGCAGGCUCUCACACAAACACACACUUAAAUCUACAGCCUACAUCUUGUGUAGUGUACAUCAAGAAGUUCCCUUCUUGAUGUCUUUUAUAUUAUAUAUUUGUAUUUUCUUUUUUAGAGCGAGGGAUUAAACACACAAAGCUGCCUACAAAAUCAAACAUGCGAGCCUCACACGCACUGAUUCAACUUGUGUUGGUUUCAAGGAAGCUGUAAAAUAUCGCCAGCUCAACUGCCAAUUAACUGUAUUAUCUACUUUAUUAUUUAAUAUCUGCGGGAACAACAAGGCCUUUCAAUAACAGUCGUGUUUUGAUCAAAUAAUAUUUCUUGUUACUCAAAGUGCCCCUCAGUAAGGAAACGGAGUGCUUUCACUUCACUAGAGACCAGGUCUCGCUUUAGGGGGUCUCAGCUGAAAACGGUUACAGACAGGAAACCUCUUCAAUAGACUCAGGCUUCCCCUCUCUGCGCUCCCACAGCAGGCACGGAGGAUUAUUCAAGAUUACCAAACUUGUUUAUGAUCCGCUGUCGGGCCUUUUGCCAACAGUUUUUUUUAGUUCUGCCUGUCAUGUAAAUUCUAUAUGACAUAUAAAAGAGGGAGUUCAGAUUAUCAGUGUAUCAAACUUGCUGUGGAUGAAGAAGUUAAAAGCCGAAAGCACUUUUAUUACGUCCUCUGGUAACUUGUUGCAAAAUACUGUUUGGUUUUCUUUAGUGUUUGCAAGGAGGCAAAAAAAGGAAGGAAGAACAGGAAGUUCACGGUAAACAUGCAAGAUCUGGCAGCUUUCAGCAGUAAUGUCCUGAUAAUCCCCCAAAUACUAAAACCUAUGCAAAUCACUUUACCCUUCAUUCAGUGAAUAAAGAUAUAUUUUAUUGCACCACAAAACGGACACACACCCUCUAUCAUGUUAAAAUAUGUCACAGUUCAGAACCUUCAAUGGCAGCAUUGAGUUUUAUUUUUCACUUUUCCACACUGGUGGCGAGCUAGAACAUUUUCUGUGUUUUUUAAUUGUAAUUUUUGAUGAUUAGAUUAGCGACAGCAGUAGACCCAUCGUCGUCACAUCGUCGGAGGUCGUCACUUAACGGUCACGUGUUGCGCGUAGAGUUCGUCCGCUCUUGUUGAGCUUGAUAGUCUGAUGUAAAAAGUGACUUGAAAUGAACCCGCUGGGUGGAACUGGAACCAAUAGGAACACGCCUUGUCCGACUGAAGCUGCCUGUGCACAUGCCUUAAUUCAGCAUGGCCACUAUGCAAAUAAACAUUUCUGGAGACUUUUUGCGAUUAGGAUUUCGGUUAUACAGUAGUUUUGUGAUGAGGUCAUGGUGGCAUCAUCAAGUAUCAUAUCUCUCAGAUUAGGGUGAAGCUUUUUUCCUACAUUUUACAUUUAACCAAAGUGCAAUUUUGUCUUGAAAAGACAAUCUUGUACGUCCAGUGGGGGAACAGGUUCUUUUUAUACAUGAUUUUAGUUACAUUCUUCCUUGAGGUAUAAUACAAGUGUUGAUCAAAAAGAUGACACUGUAUAUUUUAUAUUGACUGAAUGGUUGUUGAUUUCAUCUAUUUUCUAAAUAUGAAACAUUUAAAGGGACUUUGAAUAAAGUCAGUGCUUAUGUAUUUUAGUGUUGUAGUAGUUCUUCACUUCUUACUGUUGGACGGAAUCACAGGAACCAUUUCACUUGAUAUAUUUGUCACCUUCAGAUUUCUUUUUCAACUUCACUGUUGAAAAAAACUUCCUUUUGUGUUUUUUCUUUAUAUAUCGACCGUGAUAUUUUAUUUUUGUUUCCUACCCCUAUAAAUUCCCCUUCAAAUAUUUUGUCAUUUUUUGUGUUUUCAUUUUUUUUUUUAAUUUGGAUACUCACACUAAAGAGUCCACAGAAUUAAAACGUACAGUCAUGUGUAACUAAAGCAGAUGAUUAGAAUAACCAAUCAAACUAAUAGUACAGUCAAACUACAUUUUGUGUUUAACGCCUUUACAAAUACACAUGUAUUAGUAUCCUAAUAAAGAAUAUCUCCAGAAUGAA